AUGGCUUUUCCUCGUGCCUUCCUCCUUGGCUCCCGACUGGCUCUCUCUCGCUUCGCACCCAUAGACUGUAUGUUCGCGCCUCUCCAGUCAAAGAAGUCUUGUGUCGCUCUUGCGCUCUCUCGUGCUGCAUUCACUGUCGUCGGACAUUGGAACUUCACACUCGUAACUGUUACAUUUUUCUAUCAGUUCAUUGCUGCCAGUUGGGGUGGCAGCAGGGGUGGCAAGGAUUAAUUUUAGGGUGGCACCUGCCACCCCGGUAGAUCCGCCCCUGCUAAUAGUGUUGUUCAUACAAAGAGGUGGGGGGGGGGGGGGGGGGGGGGAGUGCCUCUGUGUUCGUCAGGGAGAGGUGAGUACAGUCGAGGCUACUACAAUAGGCCCCAGACCCAAUAUUGCGAGGAUUUGAGAAACCAAAAGAAAAAAGAAUAAAAAAAGGGGUAACCCUAUUGCAGUGGGGGUGUCAGUUGUAUAAUGAAAAUACCUAAAACCCCUUUUCAUGCAUGGCUUAACAUGUUUCUUAAUGCUCAUUAAGCAGUCAAAAAAAAUUCUAAAAAAAAAAUCAUGCUCAAAGUGUCAGAACAAAGAGGAAAAAAAAAACCAACCAAACAAAUACACUGAGCCCAUUCAAAGAGCAACACUGCUGCCCGGACAUUGAGCUGUCGGAUGUUUGUCUGAGACCCUACUAUCUGCCACGGGAGUUCUCACACACCAUUGUUGUGGUUGUGUACAGUGGAUAUAAAAAGUCUACACACCCCUGUUCAACUGCCAGGUUUUUUUCAUGUAAAAAGAUUAAAUCAAGAUAAAUAAUUUCUCAACUUAUUCCACCUUUAAUGUGACCUAUAACCUGUACAUUGCAAUUGAAAAACAAACUGAAACCUUUAAGGGGAAAAAUAAAAAAUAAAAAAGUUAAAAUAACCUGGUUGCAUAAAUAUGCACACCAAUACCAAUACUUUGUUGCAGCACCUUUGGCUUUUAUUACAGCACUCAGUCUUUUUGGGUAGGAGUCUAUCAGCGUGGCACAUCUUGAUGUGGCAAUAUUUGCCCACUCUUCUUUGCAAAACCGCUCCAAAUCUGACAGAUUGCAAGGGCAUCUCCUAUGCACAGCCCUCUUCAGAUCACCCCACGAAUAUUUGAUGGGAUUCAGGUCUGGGCUCUGGCUGGGCCAUUCCAUAGCCUCAAUCUUAUUCCAGUGAAGCCAUUCUUUUGUCGAUUUAGCUGAAGAAAAACAGCCCCAAAGCAUGAUGCUGCCACGACAAUGCUUCACUGUGGGUAUGGUGUUCUUUUGGUGAUGAGCAGUGUUGAUUUUGCGCCAAAUGUACCUUUUGCAAUGAUGCCCAAGAAGUUCAAUUUUGGUGUCAUUAGCCCAUAACACAUUUUCCCACAUGCGUUUGGGAGAUUUCAGAUGUCUUUUUGCAAAAUUAAGCCAGGCUUUGAUGUUUUUCUUUGUAAGAUAAGGCUUCCGUCUUGCCACCAUACCCCGUAGCCCAGACAUAUGAAGAAGACAGGAGAUUGUUGUCACAUGUACUACACAGCCAGUACUUGCCAGAAAUUCCUGCAGCUCCUUCAGUGUUGCUGUCGACCUCUUGGGAGCCUCCCUGACCAGUUUUCUUCUUUGUCCUGUUCUUGGUAAUGUCACUGUUGUGCCAUAUUUUCUCCACUUGAUGAUGGCAGUCUUCACUGUGUUCCAUGAUAUAUUUGUUUCCUUGGAAAUUAUUUUGUAGCCUUCACCUGACUGAUAUCUUUAAAUAAUGAGAUCCCUCUGAUGCUUUGGAAGCUCUCUGCGGACCAUGGCUUGUGCUGAAAGAUCUGGCUACAAAAAUAUCAGGAAAAGCCUACUAGAACAGCUGAACUUUAUUUGGGGUUGAUCAGAGGCACUUUAAUUGGUGACAGGUGUGCUGACUCCAAUUUAACCUGAGUUUGACUGUUAUUGGUUAAAUGUGAACACAGCCACAUCCCCAGUUAUUCAAGGGUGUGCACACUUAUGCAACCACAUGAUCUCAGUUUUUUAUUUUUACUUCACCUCCCUGAAAGACUUCUGUUUGUUUUUCAAUUGUGUUGUACAGGUUAUAGAUCACAUUAAAGGUGGAAGAAGUUGUAAAAUUAUUCAUCUUGAUUUAAUUUUUUUACAUGACAAAAACCUGGCAGUUGAACAGGGGUGUGUAGACUUUUUAUAUCCGCUGUAUAUUCCUCCCUCUGUUAACACUGAUGCAGCCUGUGACAUCAUCAAUACCGUGAUCAACAGGCUGCAGACUCAGAGCCCUCAAGCCCUCUUACUGAUCUCUGGGGACUUUAAUCAUGCCUCUCUGUCCUCCACUCUGCCAAAAUUCAUCAACUAUGUCACGUGUCACCAGAUACAAUAAACACUGGACUUACUCUAUGCCAACACCAAGGAGGCAUAUAACUCAUCACUCCUUCCCCCUCUGGGAAAAGCUGAUCACAACCUGGUCCAUCUCCUGCCUGUUUACAAGCCCUUUUGUGAACAGGCAACCAGCUGUGUCCUGCACGGUAAAGAGGUGGCUGUAGAGGCUCUAAAGGACUGCUUUGAAACACUGAGUACAUAAACUUCUGUGUGGAGAAUAUUGUACCCACCAGAACUGUACGGUACUUCUCUAACAACAAACCCUAGAUUACUCCUGACAUUAGGGCUCUUUUAAAGGAGAAGAAGAGGGUCUAGAGGUUUUAAGUCAAGGAAUAAAGAGGAGCUGAUGACUGUUAAGAGGGAGCUGAGGAGGAAAAUCAGGGAGGAGAAGUACAGCUACAGGAAGAGGAUGGAGGAACAGCUGAAUUAGAACAACACCAAGGGAGUCUGGAGAGGCCUGAAAACCAUUGCAGGCCAUCCAGGGCCGUAUGCACGUUGAAAGCGUUUAGCGUAAACGCGAUUAGAGCUUAAACGCGUUUAGUUAUACGGGCCUUAAACGCGUUUAGUUCCUAUACCAUUUUGGUAUGCACAAUGCUGUAAACGGAAACGUAUAGCUAACCGCGUUUACCGUGUCUUAAACGCUAAAGAUGUUUAUAGAAUUGGGUCAACCGGUCUGUUUUUAGUGUUGUGUACUUUCGGUUGAGAACGGCCAUUUUCAACCAUGGAUAAGCCGGCUAAACGUGCACGGAAGUCAAAUUUCAGCGACGAAGAAGUCCGAGUACUUCUUGAAGAAAUACAACUUGAGCAUGUAACGUUAUUCAGCAGCCACAACGCAACCAUCACGAGGGAGGUGCAAAAAGAAGCUUGGGCGAGAUUCCUUAAAGGCACUUGGCAGUAAAUUCAACAAAAGUGCUUUUUGUCUUUUUUCUAUGCUCCUUUGGGUUCCAUUUUGUACAGUUACACAGAUUAGACAGACCUCCUGCAACUGUUAAGGAAUCUGAAUCAAUAAAAUAAAAAUUAAAAAAAAAAAGGAUUCCAAUCCUAACCCUACAUCACACAAGUGUUCUAUACUUGUUGGGUAAUAUUACAGUACACAUUAUUAAACAACUAAUGCACUGCCUAACAUGGCGCAAAUAAACCAUUCAAUGGCCAUACUACUGUCUGCCAAACCAAUGUGCUAGAGUUGACUUUCUAACUGGCCACUGAAAAUCAGUGAUUUGAGUGAGUUCUGCAAUAAUAAAAGAGUAAAACAAUUACACAAUAAUUACUAUUGUAAAAAGUACAGUAAACAGCAACAACAAAACACUCUCAAUGAGUAACCUAAAGUGACACUUUCAACAGUGCAAUCAAUGUUAAGGGAGGGGAGGUGGCGUUAGACUUGUCGGUGAUGUGGUGUACUCUUUUUAAGUGGGUCUGCAUGUUUGUCGUGCUGCCGUUGUACGGCUUCUUAACGCGGCAUUCUUUGCAAAUGACGGACGUUUUGUCGAGCUUUCCGUCUUUCUUUGCAAAUCCGUAGUGUUUCCAAACAUAUGAUUUAAACGUAGCGGGUGCAUUACAUAUAAACUCUUCCUCGCUGCUGCUCACUUGAAUGUGGUCCAUGCUGUUUUACUAGUAGUGCAUUGUAUGUCCCUCACAACUUCCGUCCAUAUUCAAUACAAAACGUGAAAUAAUGAUGGUGCAUUCAAUGUGCCUGGGGAACAGCAGAUUGGGUGAAGUUUAACAUGAAUAAAACGGCGCUUGCAUCGGAUUUUACAGAUACCCACCAACGCAUCUAAAUGAAUCUAGAUUUAACCCAUCAAUUGCAUCGAUACCCAGUGAAUGAGCCGACGCAGUCGCAUCGCGCACAUGCGCAUCGAUGCAUCGAUUAAUUUAGAUUAUUUUCCACACCCUUAAUACACACACAGUAAUGUGAGUCAUUUUAUAUCACCCCAGUAAAAUGGUCAAACUAUCAUUACAGAUAAUGAGUCGUUCGUUCAAGUGGAGAGUUCGGAUGGAGAACCCCUUUUCCUGGUGGUGCAGCAAGACAACGGCGACGUGUCACUUGAGAAACUCAGUGGAGUGCCAGUCCCUCGGCCUGUCAUUGUAGAGGAGGAGAAGAAGAAGAAGAAACAUGAUGUGAUGAAAAUGCAGAAGACACCGCGUACUUCUAACACUAAGAGUAGUGACACGGAUAAUCAUCAAGAAUUGAUGAAUCAGUAUCUGAGAAGUGAGAUUGAAACAAACAGACUCAAGCAGGAACUGCUUGAGUUGAAAAAAAUCAAAACACGCUUGGAAAUUGAGAAACUGAAGCAGAAAUAG
This is a messenger RNA of Xyrichtys novacula (pearly razorfish), 4654 nucleotides long. The record is from the annotation of a GenBank genome assembly. Lineage: Eukaryota; Metazoa; Chordata; Actinopteri; Labriformes; Labridae.